GCGCGGGGCACACGAAGGCAAUCCGUCUCUACUACUGGGCGGGGAGGAAAGCAGCGCGGUGGGGGGAGAUGGCGGCGGCAGCAACGCGCUCGUCAUUGCGCCCGGUGCGCCUUCUGCGGGGGGCCGCCGCCACGACGAGCGAACGGUGGGGCCGGAAGCUGAGCUGGCAUCUGACGCUGACCUGGCUGAUGACGUGGCGCUGGACAACGAUGAGCUGGAGAUGGUGGACGAGCGCAAGAAGCGGCGCAACAGCAAGCGCGUGCAGCGCAAGCUGCGACGCAUCCAGGUUGGUGGGGGAGGGAAGGGGGAAGGGGGAAGGGGGAAGGGGUAG
This is a messenger RNA of Closterium sp. Naga37s-1, 331 nucleotides long. The record is from the annotation of a GenBank genome assembly. Lineage: Eukaryota; Viridiplantae; Streptophyta; Zygnematophyceae; Desmidiales; Closteriaceae.